Messenger RNA from Rhopalosiphum padi (bird cherry-oat aphid), 1189 nucleotides. Its product is annotated as NADH-cytochrome b5 reductase-like. The transcript has a single exon. The coding region runs from base 152 to 1069 and encodes 305 amino acids. Gene Ontology annotation, molecular function: oxidoreductase activity. The record is from RefSeq and is a predicted model, not a curated record. Lineage: Eukaryota; Metazoa; Arthropoda; Insecta; Hemiptera; Aphididae.
GAUAUUGGAUUUUCGUUUUUUCGAUCAUGAAAAAUUCAAUAAUCAACAUCUAAUCAGUUCAUGUUCAUGUUCAAGAUCAUUCGUAUCUCGUGACGUGUUCAUUGCCUGCGUCUUUUUGAAACUCGUCACCCAUCCCCUUUUACGCCACAUCAUGUACGACCCGCCGCCGGAACGUCCGUCCGAAUCGGACUGCUGCGGUAACGGAUGCGCGGAAUGCGUGUUCGACGUGUACGACCGGGAGUGCGCGGGUUGGCGACAUCGGCUCCGGACCGGCGGCGAAGGCGAUCGGCUGCGGCGGGAUUUGCUGUCGGCAACUAAGCACAAGCCGUACAGGAUCGUUUCCACGGUGGCUCUGGCCAACGACGUACGCGCGUACACGUUCGCGGCCACACCGACGGCCGUUGGCCGGCUGCCGAUCGCGUACACACAGCACGUGCACAUCCGGCUAGCGGACGGCCUCAGCAGACCGUACACACCGGUGGCUCUGGGCGACGACGAUUGCUCGUUUGACGUCCUUGUCAAGGCCUACCCAGGCGGACGGUUCACUGGGCGGUUGUCGGAAAUGACCGUGGACGACGUCGUCACGGUGCGCGGGCCUUUCGGUGGCGUACGGUAUGACGGAUACGAUUCGAUAGUUAUGUUUGGCGGCGGUACCGGUGUGGCCGCCUUCGCGGGUCUGAUUGGGUCGGUGUUAGACGAUGAUAAGUGCGAAACAUUGCUGAGACUGCACUACUCGUGUAAGACUCUCGACGGGGUGCUGAUGCGUAAGGAGCUGGCCGGUCAUGCAGCUUACUGGAAUUGUGCGGUACAUUUGUAUUUGACAAGGGAACAAGAUUGGUCACAAUGUUCAAAAUCCUUUUGGUACAAUGAAAAUAUAACAGAAGGAAGAAUAUCGAAAGAUUGUAUAGCUAAAAUAAUCGAUAAGCAACACAAUUUGAGAACGUUAUGGCUCAUUUGUGGAAAUGAUGAAUUUAAUCAAUAUGUCUUGAACUCAUUAGUAAAUUACAAUAUUAAACAAGACAACAUUCAAUUAUUAAAUAAUACUACAAAAGAUUUUGAAGUAUCUUGAUAUUGUAUAAUUAGGUAUCCUACUAGAAAAAUAAGAAUUUGAAAAUUGGCAAUAAAAUUGCUCAUUUGCUCGAACAAAUUGUUAAAAUGUAGCUAUUGUCAUUUAAUAUUUUAAAACUUU